AUGGGAUGCCUCCAUGGGCAAGGGGUUCUCAAGUGGUCUCAGUGUGACGAAGACGACCGGAGCGCAUUGAUCCUCGCCUGCCACGGUGGACACACGCGUCUUGCGCUGCGUCUUCUUGAUGAGAUCAAUAUCGAGGAGUAUGCUAUACAAAACCACCCGUUCCACGUGCUGAAGACUGCAACCGAGUUUGGUCACGAAGUUCACGCACUGGCGAUCGACGUGCUCCGUCUUAUGGACAGUCUGAAUCACGUGAAGGUGUCCAAGGCCACGUGGUUCUUUGUUCACAGCACUGCGAAUGAAAGUACCGGCCCCAGACACCCACUGGUUAUGGCAAUCGUGGAGCAGUACGCGAAGGAUUGGCGUUGGGAGCAAGUCAAACCGGUAUUUCUUCUUCGCGAGCGGGACGACAAAACUGCGGGCGGUCAGUUUGGACCGCAUAUGGUAGCCCAGCUUCCUGACCAAGUAUUCCGCUUGGUUGCAGAGUUUGUCCAGUCUAAGGACGUCCCCAAGCCAGAAGCACACAACACGGUUCUCAGGGGCCUGGAGGAGAUGGUCGAUGCGCUGCGUAGCAUACUACGACGACGACUUCAUUAA
Messenger RNA from Phytophthora sojae, 594 nucleotides. RefSeq lists its product as hypothetical. The transcript has 2 exons. The record is from RefSeq and is a predicted model, not a curated record. NCBI's taxonomy places the organism in Eukaryota, Oomycota, Peronosporomycetes, Peronosporales, Peronosporaceae. Bases 1 to 594 code for a protein of 197 amino acids.